AUGUCCAUCGUAUUUGGAAAGUUUCCUAUACCAUUCCACCAAGUCUUCUGGAAAGGGCAAUAUUGCUAUGCAAUGGUCAAUCUCAGACCUAUCAGGCCAAACCAUAUUCUAGUCUGCACACUUAGACCAGUGUCGAGAUUUUCAGACUUGAAUGCAAAUGAGCUGAAGGAAAUGAUGAAGGCUUCUGCAAUUAUUUCAAAACAACUGACCAGGGGUGUAAGCUCGAUUGCCAUACAAGACGGUCCUGAGGCAGGGCAAAGCGUAGAUCAUGUGCAUGUUCAUAUAAUUCCAAGGGAAGCUGGAUCUGUUUUAAAAGUGGAUAGUGAUAGAGGAGAUAGGACUGAUGUAGAAAUGGCGAGCGAAGCAGCGUAUCUUAGGCAAUAUUUAAAUUUAGAUGCGUAUAUGUAA
This is a messenger RNA of Blepharisma stoltei, 408 nucleotides long. The record is from the annotation of a GenBank genome assembly. NCBI's taxonomy places the organism in Eukaryota, Ciliophora, Heterotrichea, Heterotrichida, Blepharismidae.